This is a messenger RNA of Dendrobium catenatum, 4666 nucleotides long. RefSeq names its product ABC transporter G family member 44. Lineage: Eukaryota; Viridiplantae; Streptophyta; Magnoliopsida; Asparagales; Orchidaceae. The transcript has 23 exons. Gene Ontology annotation, molecular function: ATP hydrolysis activity; ATP binding; ABC-type transporter activity. Gene Ontology annotation, cellular component: membrane. The record is from RefSeq and is a predicted model, not a curated record. Bases 166 to 4497 code for a protein of 1443 amino acids.
AUGCUUUUGACAACAGAGCAAAUGCUUCUAGCUGCUCUCUCAUCCUCUUCUUCCUCUGAGUUCUCUGGCAUUUCAAUUCUUUCAAAAAGCCUCUGCUAAGUUCUCCACAGAAAAUUUAAAAAAAAAACGAUAUAAGUUCGUAUAGUUUUUUAAGUUUGAACAGAAAUGGAAGAAAUCUAUAUGUCAGGAAGCAUGAGAAGAUCGAAGUCUAUAUGGAGAGGAGCUGAGGAUCAGAUCUUCUCAAGGUCAUUUGAUGAGAGGAAUGAGAUAGAUGAUGAGGAGGCUUUGGUUUGGGCUGCACUAGAGAAGCUUCCUACUUAUGACCGUGUGAGGAAGGGAGUUCUCUCCUUGGCUGACGGAGACCUUAGGGAGAUUGAUGUAAAGAGUCUGGGCUUACAGGAGAGAAGAACCUUGCUGGAGAGACUGGUUAAAGUUGCGGAGGAAGACCAUGAGAGGUUUCUUCUUAAGCUCAAGAAUCGCAUUGAUAGAGUUGGGAUUGAUUUCCCGACGGUAGAGAUGCGUUUCGAGGACCUUACUAUUGAAGCAGAAGCUUAUGUGGGCAGCAGAAGCUUGCCUUCCUUUUUCAACGCAAUCAUGAACAACUUGGAGGCCAUUGCCAAUUAUCUUCAUAUAACUCCAAGCAAGAAGAGACCGUUCACGAUCCUUCAUAAUAUCAAUGGAAUCAUCAAGCCACGAAGGAUGACUCUAUUGCUUGGGCCUCCAGGUUCAGGGAAGACAUCAAUGCUAUUGGCUUUGGCAGGGAAACUAAGCUCUGAUCUUAAGGUUUCAGGUAAAGUGACUUAUAACGGUCAUGGAAUGGAUGAAUUUGUUCCCCAACGUACUGCAGCUUAUAUAAGUCAGCAUGAUCUACACAUGGGAGAGAUGACAGUAAGAGAGACCCUAAUGUUCUCUGCAAGAUGUCAAGGAGUUGGUUGUCGAUAUGAUAUGUUGACUGAACUUUCAAGAAGGGAAAAGGCAGCAAAUAUCAAACCUGAUCCUGAUAUUGAUGUCUUCAUGAAGGCAAGAUCAAUGGAAGGAAAGGAAACUGGAGUAAACACUGAUUACAUAAUGAAGAUUUUGGGAUUGGAUAUUUGUGCUGAUACAAUGAUAGGAGAUGAAAUGUUAAGAGGUAUUUCUGGAGGUCAAAAAAGGCGUGUCACCACAGGCGAGAUGAUUGUUGGGCCAGCACAGGCAUUACUCAUGGACGAAAUAUCAAAUGGCUUGGACAGCUCUACAACUUUUCAGAUAAUAAAAUCACUCAAGCAAAUCACUCAGAUUCUUGGUGGAACAACAAUCAUCUCUCUGCUUCAACCUGCACCAGAAACCUACGAGCUCUUUGAUGAUAUCAUCCUCUUAUCAGAUGGGUUAAUUGUGUAUCAAGGUCCUCGAAGGCAUGUGCUUGAAUUCUUCCAUUUCAUGGGCUUCAGUUGUCCUGAGAGGAAGGGUGUUGCUGAUUUCCUACAAGAAGUGACAUCAAAGAAAGAUCAACAACAGUAUUGGGUGCAUCAUGAUAAACCAUACAGAUUUAUAUCUGUUACCGAAUUUGCAGAAGCAUUUCAGUCAUUCCAUGUCGGAAAAGAGCUAACAAAAGAGCUAUCUAUUUCAUUUGAUAAAAGCAAGAGUCACCCUGCUGCUUUAACCACCUCAAAAUAUGGUGUUAGUACAAUGGAACUAUUGAAGGCUUGUGCUGAGAGAGAACUACUACUACUGAAAAGGAAUUCUUUUGUUUAUGCAUUUCGAUCAGCUAAGGUGUUGGUCAUGACAUUAAUGAUGAUGACUGUCUUUCUGAGGACUAAAAUGCAUCGCCGAACAAUAACUGAUGGAAUUAUUUUUUUGGGAGCGCUUUUCUUUGUAAUUAUUAAUAUAAUGUUCAAUGGAUUCUCGGAACUUUCGAUGACCAUUGCUAAGCUGCCCGUCUUCUUCAAGCAAAGAGAUUCUCUCUUUUAUCCUGCGUGGACUUAUGCAAUACCAACAUGGAUUGUGAAGAUUCCGUUUUCAGUCAUAGAAGUUACUAUCUUAGUAAUGAUCAGUUACUAUGUAGUUGGCUACGAUCCAAAUAUUGAAAGGUUCAUCAAACAAUAUGUUGUGCUUCUUCUGGUCAAUCAGAUGGCUGCGGGGAAAUUUCGUUUUGUUGGUGCAAUUGGGAGAAACAUGUUUAUGGCAGCAGCACUAUCAUUCUACAUGUUGUUUGUUUUUCUUGUUUUGGGUGGAUUCAUCAUUGCACAUGGUGAUAUUAAGAAAUUUUGGAUUUGGGGCUAUUGGAUGUCACCACUGAUGUACUCCCAAACAGCAGUUUCAGUAAAUGAAUUCCUUGGAAACAGUUGGAGUCAUAAACUACCUGGAUCAAAUGAGACACUUGGAGUAGCUGUCCUGAAGUCUCGAGGAAUGUUUACAGAGGCAAAAUGGUAUUGGAUUGGUGUAGUUGCUUUGCUUGGAUAUGUGUUCAUAUUCAACUUUCUUUUUGCAGUAUCUCUAAGCUAUCUCAAACCAAUUAAAAAAGGCCAACCAGCACUAUCUGAAGAGGCCGUGAAUGAAAGGCAAAUGAAUAUAAUAAAAAAGCCCCAUCAUUCAUCAUUUGAACGAGAAAGCUCUACUCAUCAAUCUGGUUCAAGAAACAAUUCUACAAAGUUCUCAACACUUGAUUCUAAUCCAGCCGAGUUAAAUACAAGGAAACAAAUGGCUCUUCCAUUUCUCCCACUUUCUCUCACAUUUGACAACAUAAAAUAUUCAGUAGAUAUGCCACAAGAAAUGAAAGCAGAUGGUGCUGAAGAUAGACUGAUGCUUUUAAAGGGUGUGAGUGGUUGCUUUAGACCCGGAGUUCUUACAGCUCUAAUGGGUGUUAGCGGAGCAGGAAAGACUACUCUUAUGGACGUACUUGCAGGAAGAAAAACUGGAGGAUAUAUAGAGGGAAAUAUUACCAUAUCUGGAUAUCCCAAGAAUCAGGAAACUUUUGCUCGUGUGUCAGGAUAUUGUGAACAAAAUGACAUCCACUCCCCUCAUGUGACAGUUCAUGAAUCUCUUGUUUAUUCUGCAUGGCUUAGACUUCCUGUUGAAGUUGAUUCUGCAGUUAGAGAAAUGUUCAUUGAAGAGGUUAUGGAGCUUGUAGAGAUGACUUCAUUAAGGGGAGCACUGGUUGGUUUGCCUGGUGUAAAUGGUUUGUCGACCGAGCAACGCAAGCGACUAACCAUUGCUGUUGAGCUUAUAGCUAACCCUUCCAUCAUUUUUAUGGAUGAGCCCACCUCCGGGCUUGAUGCAAGGGCAGCUGCGAUUGUAAUGAGAGCAGUCAGAAACACGGUCGAUACCGGAAGAACAGUGGUGUGCACAAUUCACCAACCAAGCAUUGACAUUUUUGAAGCUUUUGAUGAGCUCUUCCUGAUGAAGAGAGGAGGAGAAGAGAUAUAUGUGGGACCAUUGGGACAUAAUUCUUUCCACCUCAUAAAGUAUUUUGAGGGGAUCCAAGGAGUAAGUAAGAUUAGAGAUGGCCAUAAUCCAGCAACAUGGAUGCUGGAAGUAACCACCCCAGCACAAGAAAAUCUUUUGGGAAUCAGCUUCACUGAAGUAUACAAGAACUCUGAAUUAUAUCAGAGAAAUAAAGCACUAAUAACAGAAAAUAGCAUUCCACCUCCUGGUUCUCAAGAUCUCUACUUUCCAACACAAUAUUCUCAACCUUUCUUGACCCAAUGCUUAGCUUGCCUAUGGAAACAACACUUAUCAUAUUGGAGGAACACUUCAUAUACUGUACUGAGGUUUGUCUUCACUGUGAUGAUAGCACUGAUGCUUGGGACAAUUUUUUGGAAUCUUGGUGGUAAAAAGACGAAACAACAAGACUUGUUCAAUGCAUUAGGUUCAAUGUAUAGUGCUGUUUUGUUCAUUGGAAUAUCAUAUUCGAAUGGGGUGCAGCCAGUUGUUGCUAUUGAGCGUACAGUUUUUUACAGAGAAAGAGCAGCAGGAAUGUACUCAGCUAUCCCUUAUGCUUUUGGACAGAUUGUAAUUGAGCAACCAUACAUCUUGAUCCAGUCUAUAAUAUAUAGCAUUUUAGUAUAUGCAAUGAUUGGAUUUGAAUGGACAGCAGCUAAGUUCUUUUGGUACUUGUUCUUCACAUACUUUACACUGCUCUACUUCACAUACUAUGGAAUGUUGGCAGUCAGCUUAACUCCAAGCUUAAACAUAGCUUCAAUAAUAGUUGCUGGAUUUUAUAGUGUUUGGAACCUUUUUGGAGGAUUCAUUGUUCCAAGACCAGCAAUACCAAUUUGGUGGAGGUGGUACUAUUGGGCUUGUCCUGUCUCAUGGACUUUAUAUGGAUUGCUUGUUUCUCAAUAUGGCGAUGUCGAAGAAAAUCUUGACACAAACCAAACAGUAGCUGAGUUUCUAAGGAGUUACUUUGGAUUCAAGCAUGAUUUUUUGGGAGUGGUUGCAUUUAUGGUCGUCUUUUUCGCAUUUUUCUUCGCUUUUCUAUUCGGAUUUGCAAUCAAGACGCUUAACUUCCAAAGAAGAUAGUAGAGUUGGUGAAGAAACAAGAAGUGAAUGAUGAACAAUAAUAUUUGUAUUAUUCAUACAUAGAUAUCCUUGUAUAAUCAAUUUGCGCAAAUAAUAUACCUAAUAUUUCAUGUUAGGGUUUUGUAGUAUUCUGUUCUUUUAGUUAAUGGAUCACUUCUCUUUUUCCUUA